Maudiozyma saulgeensis is the source of this 1353-nucleotide messenger RNA. NCBI's taxonomy places the organism in Eukaryota, Fungi, Ascomycota, Saccharomycetes, Saccharomycetales, Saccharomycetaceae. The record is from the annotation of a GenBank genome assembly.
AUGGAUGGUGAACAGGAAUUACUGAAACAGAUUGAGCAGUUAAAGCUAGAAAACUCACAACUGCGUAAUCAAUUGGAAAAUGGUGGUUCUUUAAAAAAGAAGACUUUUGAUGAUGAUAUGAAUACUAUUGGUGAUACUGAGUAUCCGUUGUCACUUGAGGAGUACCAUAGAUAUGGUAGACAAAUGAUAGUAGAAGAGACUGAAGGUGUCAAGGGACAAAUUAAAUUAAAAAAUGCUAAAAUUUUAGUUAUUGGGGCUGGUGGGUUAGGUUGUCCGUCUUUACCAUAUUUAGCUGGUGCAGGUAUUGGAACCAUUGGGAUAGUAGAUAAUGAUACUAUCGAUACAUCUAACCUACAUAGACAAAUUCUUCAUAGUACUGCUAAUGUUGGCAUGUUGAAAUGUGAAUCUGCAAAGAGAUACUUGGAACAGCUAAAUCCAAACGUUAAUGUGAUUACAUAUCCAGUACGUCUAAAUAAUCAUAAUGCUUUUGAAAUCUUUAAGGAUUAUGACCUUGUCUUAGAUUGUACAGAUACACCAAUUACAAGAUAUUUAAUAUCAGAUGUUGCAGUGAACCUGGGAAUGACCAUUGUUUCUGCUUCGGGUGUUAGAACAGAUGGUCAACUAACAAUUUUAAACUUUAAAAAUGUGGGCCCAUGUUAUAGAUGCUUCUAUCCUGUCCCACCUUCUCCAAAUUCAGUUUCGUCUUGUUCUGAAGGUGGCGUUAUUGGUCCUUGCAUUGGUCUUGUUGGUGUUAUGAUGGCAGUUGAAACCAUCAAACUUCUUCUAGACGUCUAUACAUUAGAUAAUUGGGAACCAUUUCUCAUGCAAUAUUCCGGGUUCCCUAAACAAUCAUUGAGAACAUUUAGGAUGCGUGGAAGAAAAGAUAGUUGUAAAUGUUGUGGUGAAAGUCCAACAAUCACUAAACAAUCGAUCGAAUCUAACGAAAUAAAUUAUCAAGAAUUUUGUGGAGUUCGAAAUUAUGACGUUUGUUCAACAAAUGAACGUAUUACAGUAAAUGAGUUCGAAGAAUCAUAUCAUAAAAUAGAUAAAAAGGAUUACAUAUUAUUAGAUGUAAGACCACCACAUCAUUAUGAUAUAUCUCAUCUUGCAAAUACCUACAAUAUUCCAGUGAAGUCUCUUCGGGAUAUGGAUGGAUCACUUGAGCAAUUACAAAAGAUUAUCCCAGAUGUUAAUGAAAAAAGUGAAGUUGUUGUAAUGUGUAGAUUUGGUAACGACUCACGUUUGGCAACAAGAUUAUUAAAGGAUGAAUUUAAAAUUAAGAACGUAAAGGAUAUUGCUGGGGGUUUCUUUAAAUACAUCGACGAUAUAGACCAAAAAAUUCCGAAAUAUUAA